CUCAAGCUAUUUACCCCAUUCUACUCCAGCAUCGUACGAAACGGUCAGCGCCUACGGCCUUCGGACCUUGUCCAAGAAUCUCAAGUGGGUGCCUGAUUGCAUCACCCCUUUCCUUGGAGGAGCGUACUAUAAAAUACCCCGGAAGGUAUUGCUUACGUUGCUAGACCGCAUAUAUACUCGAUUCUGCCGGUGUCAUUCACCAGCUUUUUCUCUAGCUCCCCAUGUCAUCCUCUAGUCGUAGCAGCAUCCGACAUCCUCGUCGUCCUCCUUCACCUGUCUCCAUGUAUGCAGUGCCAGAAUUUGGGACUCCCAAACCACCGAAGCCUUUGGUCAAGAUAGAGCAUAAACCGAAGAAAUCGAAGUCACGCUUGUUCUUCUCUUCACCCGACCCGUCUUCCCAGACCUCCUUUCCAACUCUUUCCCCAACGCCGAGUGCAGGCCCAUCUCUCCAAACAACCCGCACAUCGCGUUCCUCCUUUUCCCUUUCCCCUCUUCUAAGGCGCCUCGGCAUUGGACGCAAGAAACCUGUAUCUGCAGUGCCGCCUCCAGUUCCAGAUAUCGUUCUUCCAGUCCCUCAGCACCAGCGGCGUGGUACUGAUGAAAAUCAGCCCACAUAUACGCUCGAAGGGAAAAUAAAUUCGUAUCGUACCACCGCAGCGCCCUCCGCCUCAUCGACCUUUCCUCACGGCGCUACUCUUCUGCAACCGAAGACGUUGAAUCCUUCCAAGACGCCUAGACGGCCCAAAACUGCUCCUUCCGGCUACGUCCCACGUAAUUUUGCGCCGGAACCAUGGUCAACCCAAGCGCCGCCUUCCGAUAAUUUCCUCCACCCCUCGCGAUACCAUACCAACCAUUCGCAAUCAUCUUUUAAUGAUCGGUCUAUUGCGACUCGAUCCCGUACAUCUUCAGAGUCAUCCUGUUAUUCUCAGGAGAGCGCUCUAUCGGACCGACAUCUCCGCACUUACCAUUCCUCCUCCAUUCUAAGACCUGAUCGUAUUCAAUCACCUUGUGGCCCGUCAUCUCGCCCACAGCCUCCUUCAUUAGCGCCAGGAAGACUCCGCACUCUUUCUGAAUUCUCUUCCACGACCCAUCUACCCGAGUCCAAAUCAUCUCUGAGUCCAAUCGAAUUCAGUUUGAAGUCCCCAAAAUCAGCGCCCAUCACUAAACAGAGAGGUCUGGAUAAGGUCGACCCUCCUCCAAAACUCAGACGUCCCAGGACGGCACCGCAUGCAUUUGUUUCACGGGAUCCGGCGUUGUUUAUUGCGCCACGCCCUGAUACGCCAUUCCUUCAUUACCUGGAAAGCUCUCGGGGUUACGUAGGGGUUUCAGGCUGGAAGGAACGUAAACAGGGCUGGAGUGGUGAAUGGAACAGGGAUAAUUUGCAGGAAGUCAUUGGAGUAUUGCGGAAUUUACGGUGAUCUCUGGAAGGUCGUGAAUACCGUUAUCCGUAAUUCUAAUUCCGGAACGAAUGGUUUAUCAAGAAACUAUUUCGACGUCGCUGGUCCGAUGAUCAUUGAUGACUUCAAAGACGACCAUAACGCGGUG
Messenger RNA from Guyanagaster necrorhizus, 1545 nucleotides. RefSeq lists its product as uncharacterized. The coding region runs from base 222 to 1418 and encodes 398 amino acids. The record is from RefSeq and is a predicted model, not a curated record. Lineage: Eukaryota; Fungi; Basidiomycota; Agaricomycetes; Agaricales; Physalacriaceae. The transcript is spliced from 3 exons.